AUGACGCUUGGCUCAGGAGGAUCGAGUGUUGUGGUCCCUAGGAAUUUCAGAUUGCUGGAAGAGCUUGAACGUGGGGAGAAGGGUAUUGGAGAUGGCACUGUAAGCUAUGGAAUGGAUGAUGGAGAUGACAUUUACAUGCGCUCUUGGACUGGCACGAUAAUUGGUCCUCACAAUACUGUACAUGAAGGCCGGAUUUAUCAAUUGAAGCUUUUCUGCGACAAAGAUUACCCUGAGAAGCCACCUAGUGUUCGUUUCCAUUCACGAGUCAACAUGACUUGCGUAAAUCAUGAAACCGGAGCGGUGGAAUCGAAGAAGUUUGGACCGCUUGGGAAUUGGCAGAGAGAGUACACGAUGGAAGAUAUACUGACACAGCUGAAGAAGGAGAUGGCAGCCCCACACAACCGGAAGCUUGUACAACCUCCAGAGGGAACCUACUUCUAG
Messenger RNA from Linum trigynum, 441 nucleotides. The record is from the annotation of a GenBank genome assembly. Lineage: Eukaryota; Viridiplantae; Streptophyta; Magnoliopsida; Malpighiales; Linaceae.